UAGUGGUAAAGUAGGCAGCGUUGCUAGAGAGCAUGCAUAUAAUGGUAAAGAACAUGCGUGGGGUGAUGUGGAGUGGUAUAGUGGUAACAGAGCGUACAUAGAUAAAACGACAUCAUUAGAUGAUUAA
Molecule: messenger RNA, 127 nt
Organism: Acaulospora colombiana
Lineage: Eukaryota; Fungi; Glomeromycota; Glomeromycetes; Diversisporales; Acaulosporaceae
Source: the annotation of a GenBank genome assembly